Molecule: messenger RNA, 973 nt
Organism: Ficedula albicollis (Collared flycatcher)
Lineage: Eukaryota; Metazoa; Chordata; Aves; Passeriformes; Muscicapidae
Gene: STARD5
Product: StAR related lipid transfer domain containing 5
Exons: 7
Coding region: 1-738 (245 amino acids)
Molecular function (GO): lipid binding
Source: RefSeq, a predicted model, not a curated record
AUGCAGCCACUCGAGAUACCGAAGAUUGGUUGGUUGGUUUUUCGCUUCUCUCCGUGUCACUGGGACUGGGAUUACAGCAGUGACGAGCGCGGGGCGGCCCCAUCUCUGAGGAAGGAAGCGGCGCUCCGCCUCCGAUCCCACACGCGUUACUACAUCCCGCGGUGCUGUCCCCCCGCUGCCAUCCCCGCCGUCCGGGGUGAGGUCGCGGUGUCCUGGAGACCCUCGACGGAGUUCGCUGGCAAUCUGUACAAGGGAGAGGGCAUCCUGCCCGCCAGCCCGCACAAGGUUUGGGAGUGCAUAAAGCCGGUGGCCGGCGGGCUCAGGACCAAGUGGGACCAAAACGUGAAGGACUUUGAGGUCAUCGAAGCCAUCACUGAUACUGUCUCUAUAUGCAGAACUACAACCCCUUCAGCUUGCAUGAGGAUUAUUUCUCCGAGGGAAUUUGUGGAUGUAGUAGUAAUGAAGCAAUAUGAAGAUGGGACGAUGCUGUCUGCUGCCACUAAUGUGGAACACCCACUGUGUCCUCCUCAACCCAAUUUUGUGAGAGGCUUUAAUUAUCCCUGUGGCUGUUUCUGCAUACCUGUUCCAGGGGAGCCAGACAGGACUGAGCUCCUCACUUUCUUUCAGACGGAUCUUGGUGGCUAUCUUCCCCAGACAGUGGUGGAUUCCUUUUUUCCAUCUAGCAUAUCUGGAUUUUACAGCAACCUGACCAAAGCUGUUAAGGCAUUAAAAGCAUGACAAGAUGAGUUCCUGACAUCACUGGAUGAGUGCAGGAAACAACCUGUCAGCUUGUGGGUAAAAUACAAAGUUGGCCUCAGGGCUUUUCUAUCUGCUAAGAUAGAAAAAAAGAUGACAUGAAACAAUGAACUGAGUACAAUACAUUUUUAAAACAGCAUUUUCUAUCUGACUCCAUGCAGAACAGUGCAUUCUUAUGUAAUAUGAAAUUCUUCACUUUAAUGACUAGAAAAAAUAU